Molecule: messenger RNA, 22129 nt
Organism: Pelobates cultripes (western spadefoot toad)
Lineage: Eukaryota; Metazoa; Chordata; Amphibia; Anura; Pelobatidae
Source: the annotation of a GenBank genome assembly
CACCGCGCUGGGUCUCGGGUGUUUGGAAAGCCAGGCGCGGUAUAGCACGGUCGCUCUCUGUGUGACGCGGCACACUGCACACUACGCAUGCGCCGCUGUGGAAGCGCCUGAAGCUGAUGUAAGAGGAGACCAACCGGGCGAAGCGGAGAUACCGGACCGGGCUGAGAGCAGGAGGGACGCGCUGAGCGGAGCAGGAGCCGGGCAGCAAAGAUUCCACCGAUAGACGACAACAUGUCCGGGGACGAGGUGAGAGCAGGCGGCGGGAGAGCCGCACACAGCCCGGCACAUGUGGCUGGGAGAGGGCCCGGCCUGCGCCAUGCUUUCCCUGAGAACAGGCCGGGGCCUGGGGGGCCGCUCGGGGGGACACGGGAGGCACAGGGGCUGCAGGCUGGGGGGGGGAUGUCAGGCCUGGGAGUGGGAAGCCAUGGGCCCAGCCAUCAGCCAGGCUCCACAGCCAUCCCUCCCCAUUCAUCAGCCAUUCCUGCCCGGCCAUCCCUCCCCAGCCAUCCUUCCACAGACAUCAGCCAUCCCUCCCUAGCCAUCAGCCAUCCCUCCCUAGCCAUCAGCCAUCCCUCCACAGACAUCAGCCAUCCCUUCACCCCAGCCAUGGCCCAGCCAUCCCUUCACCCCAGCCAUGGCCCAGCCAUCCCUUCACCCCAGCCAUCCUUCCACAGACAUCAGCCAUCCCUCCCCAUUCAUCAGCCAUCCCUCCCCAUUCAUCAGCCAUCCCUCCCUAGCCAUCAGCCAUCCCUCCCUAGCCAUCAGCCAUCCCUCCCUAGCCAUCAGCCAUCCCUCCCUAGCCAUCAGCCAUCCCUUCACCCCAGCCAUGGCCCAGCCAUCCCUCCCUAGCCAUCAGCCAUCCCUCCCUAGCCAUCAGCCAUCCCUUCACCCCAGCCAUGGCCCAGCCAUCCCUUCACCCCAGCCAUGGCCCAGCCAUCCCUUCACCCCAGCCAUGGCCCAGCCAUCCCUUCACCCCAGCCAUGACUCUGCUCACACGAGUUCACAGUCUAGAGGAGGUGGGGGUGUAAAGGGGGAUAGCGACCAAAGGACAAGGUGGGAAAGUAGCCGGAAUUGGCCGAUGAGAGUGGAGUGUGACCCUUUAAGAGAGCGAGAGAUAGCUUUGUGAAAUGAGUUACUAUGGGAGGCCACAAGCUUUUCUGAAGAGGUGGAUUAAGGGACUUUUGUAAAUGAUUAAAGACUAGGGGAGAGUCUGAUGGGGUUAGGCAGGCUGUUCCGAAAGAAUGGAGACUCCUGCAAGAUAGUCCAUUUUCUUUCUGUGUCUAAAUUUGCUUGGUUUAAAUACUUUUAGGAGCUGAGCAGAGCUAUUCGUUAAAUGGAUUUGUCCACUAAACAAUUUAAAAUCGGGAUAGUAGGAUUCAGGUUACAAGAGCCAAGCUGUGACUAUAGCCUUGUUAGAGGAUUUUAUCAGAUUAGCUGUUUUAAACUGAAAGUCGAUAAUUGAACUGAUUUUAAACAAUUGAAAGUUUAGCAAAUGAACCCCCAAAGCAGAUAUGCCCCAAAGAUAGAUCCUCACAUGUUGAACUACAACUCCCACAAUGCUUUGCAUGCCCUCAAAAUGCCUUUCGAAUUAUAAAGCACCUUGGAAGCUGUAGUUUUAAAACAUUUGGGGAUCUACCUUCUCUGCAUCGCUGCCCUAAAUAGUGAUUUGUCUGGUGUGGAAUUCAACGUGAAUAUCGUAUAUUAGGUUAAAGCAGCUUAACAGUAAAAACUCAUUGUUAAAGGACCACUAUAGGCACCCAGACAACUUCAGCUUAAUAAAGUGCUCUGGGUGCCAGGUCCAUCUAGGUUUAACCCUGAAUGCUGUAAACAUAGCAGUUUCAGAGAAAGAGAAACUGCUAUGUUUACAUAUGGGUUAAUCCAGCCUCUAGUGGCUGUCUCAUUGACAGGCGCUUCCACGCUUCUCACUGUGAUUUUCACCGUGAAAAGACGCUUCCAUAGAAAAGCAUUCAAAAUGCUUUCCUAUGAGACUGGCUGAGCGCGCAGAUGAUGUCGGGAGGAGGAGAGUCCCCAGCGCUGAGGGAGCAUGGCGCUGGAAAAAAAGUAGGAAUUUAACCCCUUCCUCCCCCUAGAGCCCGGCAGGAGUGGGACCCAAGGACCCUAUAGAGCCAGGAAAACAAGUGUUUUCCUGGCACUAUAGUGGUCCUUUAAAUUCAGGUAGGUUUUUUUUUUUUAAUUAUUAUUCUUUAUUUUUUUGUGCAUGAGUUAAUAUAACAAGCAAUCAUGCCAUGCCCCAACAGCAGUAGCAUGUAUCGAAAUAGACAAAGUAUAACAGUUGUGGCAUAAAAAGUAGGUGCAUUUUUUUUGUAUAAGGUUUAGCAAGAGAAAACAAGGUGAUAGUCAGUGGUGUGCCAACACAACAAAUGAUAAAAAAAAAAUCAGGCUAUACCGGCUGACUAUGUGAGUGAGGUUUACGAGACUAGAUGAGUGUUGUACAUGGGGAAACAGACUAAUAGCUUUAAUCUCUCCUCUUUUGUUCGCAGCUGAGCAUACAUAUAUUAUAGUUAAGUUACACUGCUAGGUAUAGUCUAAAUUGGUAAUUAAAUUAUCUAUUGUCUCCUUAUUUAUCUGCGGUUGAGUUCCUGGUUUAGUAGGGACUACCGCUUAGACAUUAGCCAGCUUAGCGUUACGAAUUGCCGCAGAGAUACCAGCUCUAGCACACAGCUGGUUAGCGUAUCUAUGGGGUAACAAGGAGAGGUGGUCUGAGUGGUAGAUUAUAAAAAUAACAUGAAAGUAAAAGAUUAACACAUCAGCCUUAAACAGAAUAUCAUGGGAGAAUCAGGCUAAAUUAUAUUAUACUAUUAACCACGUUUAAUCAGGCAACAUGAGGUGAUGGAGCACCAGGACGAUAACAUUUGCUCAGUUCUCUUUGUGGGAGCUGUGCGCGGGAAUGCAGUGAGGUCAUGGGUCCUUACGUUGCUUGCCUUAGUCGGUCAGCCGAUGUCUACUGUGGGCACCCCCAGUACUGCUGUUCAGCAAGGGGUUUCAAGCCUCUGGGUGCCGAUGUGGUCGUGUGAGGUAGUUCAGUCCCUUGGGUAGGAGUUCCCCGGAGCGAUGUGGGUUUGCGGCAGAGUUUCGCUUUGGGUCCCGUCGGCUUCUAUUCUGCGUGGUUUCCCCACAUGAGUAUUGAUCUUCCGGAGGGUGGCGAAGCUGUGAUGGAGUAGUCCCUGCUGGGGAGGUAGGGCGACUCACCGUUGGUCUUGGUCUGCAGCGCAGAGGCUUUUGUUGGGUUGCCUGCAUCCUCCUCCCCGCCAUCCAAGCCGUGCCAUAGCCCCGUUCAGGAUCCGCGGGUUGCUUCACGGCAUCACCUGGGAUUAUUGCUGGUGGUGCCCCCAUGGUGAUAGAUUUUGGCCCAGAAGGCUGUGAACAGGCGACCAGGCAUUUCCUUGAGUGAGAGGGUAGCGGGGAGCUGUUCAGGGGGUUGCACCCGCCAUGAUUUUCAGUGCUGUUCCGGUAGUGCAGGUCAGGCACUAUUGUUGCUUUGGUUGCCGGCAUAUCACUCACCGGCGGGUGGGGGGAGAGUGUGCCGGGGAGACCUCUAGGAGAGUGGGCUGCAGUCAGCGCAGGGAUCGGCCGCCUCCCUUGCACUGUCUGAGUAGGCCUCAGGUCUAUCCCCGUGAGGAAGCCGCUAAUUUCUUUCGGGAGACCUGUUGCUUGUCGCCGCAGUAUGAGACUCCCUUCUCCGGGUCACGAAACUGAGCUCAGAGCACAGAGCUCUUUUGAUAUGCGACCGCUCAGCAUGUCUGCUAGGCUCCGCCCCCCGGCAGGGUUUCUCUCCCCCCCCCAGUUAUUUUGUAUUAAAUGUGAUAUUCACUUUGAAUUGCAGACAAUUCACACUUUUAUUAAUUACCCAUUGAGAGCCAGAAGUACAUCUGUUGAUGCUGAUAGUCCUUGGACUGGAAGCUGACCAAUGAAUGAACCUUAGUCUGUGUUGGCUUCGGGUGUGCAUUUUUUAAUUAUUAGCCUUUAUAGAUCACCAGAAUAUUCUGCAGUUCUUUACAAUUAUACAAAGGACAUUAUAGUCGCCAAAACAACUUUAGUUUAAGCCACUACAGGGCUUCCUGGUUUGAAACUGACUUUUGGGCCAGUAUCUGACGCUGGAUGUCCUCACGAGGACCUCCAGUGUCAGAUUUUUCACCCCAUAGGAAAGCAUUGACUUAAUGCCGCGCAUGCGCAUUUGAAUCCGCUCAUCGUGGGAAGGAGGAGGAGCUUCAAACCAAUGCCAUGGGACAUCGGCGCUGGGUUCAGGUAAGUAAAUUAAGGGUUUUUAACAGCUUUGUAUUCCUGUCGUUUAUAGUAUCCUUUUAAUAAAGCAGUUAGGCUGUAUAGAUCAUGCUCAUGCAGUUUCACCAUUUAGGAGUGAAAUCACUUUGUUUAUACAACCCUAUUCUUUACUCCCUGCAUGUGACUUCCACUGCAUUCCUAAUCUCUUACAAUGCUUAAACUUCCUUUAUUAACAUCUGAUUGAAAAUGAAACUGAUUUUUUUUUUAUUUAUUUUUUUUUAUUUUUUAAAUUCAGAGUGAGAGUCACAGCCAGGGUGUGACUUGGGCUGCAUAAGCAGAAACAAAGGUCGUUUAAAUGGUUUUUUAAACCCCACAUACACACACACAUUUUGUUUUCAGUUUUGCAUGUAAUUUCUACAGAACUGGUGCGACUAAAUUAAAUCAAAAUAGAUUAACGUAUUAGUCCUGAAUGAAAAUGCCUUGUCUUGGAUUUCGAUUAAAGGGUUACACCAAGCAUCUACAGCCCACUGUAGUGGUUAUGAUGCUGUAACCGUGGCUGGUUCCCUUAUUUACCACUAUAAUGUCUUAAAGCAUAGAACUUAGUAGGGCUAACCAUACAGAUAUCUUAACCAUAAUUUUAUAUAGUGUAAGAGAUCCUCUAUUUAACAUAUAUAAAUAAUUGAGAACACAAUAUAAAAUAAGGAUUGUCUUGGAAGCAAUCGUUUUGUCUUUUUGGAUAUUUAUUAUAUAAAAAUAUAAAAUCCAUUAUAGCAGAGUUUCUAAGAUUAAAUUACAUGCUUGCAAAUAUCAUUAACCCCUUCAGGACGGGUGACGGACGAGGUCCGUCACACAGGGGAGACCCUUAACGACGGGUGACGGACCUCGUCCGUCACGCGGUAAAAUUAACCCCGGAUCGCCGCGAUCGCGGGGUUAAUGGUGCUCCCGGUAUGCCUCUGCAUUGGAGGCAUACCGGGAGCACCCGGUCAAGCUGCCCAGCACAUGUGCUCGCUCUGACCACAAGUCGGAGCGAGCACAUGUGCUCUGAAUACUUACCUACCGGCUCCCUGCACUUCCGGGUUCUGUGUGAAGUGCAGGGAGCCGGAUCAGUGCUGAUCCUGCCCCCUGCUGUUAAAAAAAAAAAUAAAGUUAAUUUAAAGUCCCCCCCCCUUACCCAUUUUAAUAAAAAAUUAACCCCUUCCCUGCCAAUUGAUCACUGACUACAGUGAUCAAUUGGCAGGGAUUACAUUUUACUAUGAUCUGAUUUUUUUUUUUAACCCCUGAGGGUUAAUUUUUUUUUUUUAACCCUCAGGGGUUAAAUUAAUUAAAUUAAUUAAUUAAAUUAUUUUUAAAUUAUAUAUUUAGAUAGCUGGGGUAGGUGGAAGUUAGUGGGGAAUUGGGGGAUUUGGCGUUAGGCUAACUAGGGGUUAACGUUAAAAAAAAGUUUUAAAAGAAACUUUAAAAAGUUAAAAAUUAAGCUUAAAAAAAUGUUUUAAUAACAUUUAAGUAAAAAAAACAAAAAAAACACACUUUACCUAGUCCAAAUAAAAAUUAACCCCUUCCCUGCCAGUCGAUCACUGCCUACAGCGAUCAAAUAGAGAUCACAGUAUUAUACUGUGAUCUAAUUUUUUUUAACCCCUGAGGAUUAACUUUUAUUUAUUUUUUUAACCCUCAGGGGUUCAAUUUAUUUAAUUAAUUAAUUUAAAUAUUUUAUAACUAUAUAUUUUGCUAGCUGGGGUGGGUGGGAGUUAUGGGAAAAUGGGGAAUUUACUGUUAGUGCUGCGUACUGCUAGUUAGGGGUUAACAGUAAAAAAAAAUAGCUUAGAAAAAUGUUAAAUCUGUAAAAAAGUUUUAAGAAAGUUUAGGAAAGUUUAAAAAAAAUUUAUAAGCAAAACAAAAGUUUAAAAACUAGUUUUUAAAAGUAAAAAGUUAUAAAAAGUAAAAAAAUACAUUUUAAAAACGCUCAUUACCACUACACCUGGAACAAACUAGAGAAAAAAAAUUAUCCCACGCCAAGGUUCAAAAUAUGCCUUUUGAAUUACCCCAGGGUGUAUUCUUUAAUAAAUAGUAUGUGUUUGUGGGGAAGUUUCAAUAACCAACCGUCUAAACUAUUCCAAAUUGGAACAUGGACACAGCGUAAAACUUCAAAGUUAGAAAAAACUGAAUGGCUGCGUCUCAAAUGCGCCCCUUCAACAUCCACAUAUACCUGGCAAAGGUACAUACGGGGGUAUUGCUGUACUCAGCCGACAUAGCUGAGCAACAUAUGAAGUAUUAUACAGUCAUAGUACACAUAAGGUUUGCAAAAUAUGCUGCGCAAACUCACUUUGUAUGUCAAAAAGGCAGAAAAAAUGCUUAUUACCACUACACUUGGUACAAGCUAGCGGAAAAAUGAUCCCACGCUAAGGUUCAAAAUAUGCCUUUUUGAAAUACCCUGGGAUGUCUUCUUUAAGAAAUGGUAUGGCUUUAUGGGGAAUUUGGAUUAUAUAGCCUGGUAAAAUACUCUAAAAUGGGACAUAGGCACAGCAUAAAAAUUCAAAGUUUGAAAAAAACUGGAAUGGCUGUGUCCCAAAUGUGCCCCUCCGAUGUCCACACAUACCUGGCAAAGGUACAUACGGGGGUAUUGCUGUACUCAGCCGACAUAGCUGAGCAACAUAUGAAGUAUUAUACAGUCGUAGCACACAUAAGGUUUGCAAAAUAUACUGUGCAAACUCACUUUGUAUGUCAAAAAGGCAGAAAAAACGCUUAUUACCACUACAUCUGGUACAAGCUAGCGGAAAAAUGAUCCCACGCUAAGGUUCAAACUAUACCUUUUGAAACACCCUGGGGUGUCUACUUUAAGAAAUGGUAGGCCUUUGUGGGGUAGUUUGAAUUUAAAACCUGCGAAGAUGCUUGGAAAUUGCACAUAGGCCCAGCGUCAAAAUUCAAAGUUUGGUAAAAACGGAUAUGGCUUGGUCUCCUAUAUGGCACUGUAGCUUCACAAAAUAGUGACAAAGACAUUCAUUGGGGUGUAUUUUUACUCAAAAGACUUAGCUGAGCAUAAUUUGGGAGGUUUGAACUUAGUGGCACAUAUGAAAUAUACAAAACGCCCAGCAAAAAUGCAAUCCGUAUGUAAAAAAUGCACAAAAUAAUUUUUUUACCACAUACUUUGGCAUAUAUUGGUGAAAAAAUGGGGUAUGUUAAGGCACAAUAUGCACCUUAUGAGAUACCCUGGAGUGUCUACUUUUACAAAUGGUAGGCCUUUGUGGGGGUUUUUUGAACAGUCAAACUGUUAUAAUACCCCAAAUGGAAGCUAAGGCUCAUUAAAUCCGCCUCUCAAAAUUCUACUGUGAAUACUGUAAAGGACAGGUCUCCUAUAUGGCACUGUAGCUUCACGAAAUAGUGCCAAAGAUAUUCAUAUGGGGUGUCAUUUUACUCAGAAGACUUAGCUGAGCAUAAUUUGGGGGGUUUGAACUUAGUGGCACAUAUGAAAUAUACAAAACGCCCAGCAAAAAUGCAAUCCGUAUGUAAAAAAUGCACAAAAUUUUUUUUUACCACAUACUUUGGCAUAUAUUGGUGAAAAAAUGGGGGCAUGUUAAGGCACAAUAUGCACCUUAUAAGAUACCCUGGAGUGUCUACUUUUACAAAUGGUAGGCCUUUGUGGGGGUUUUUUGAACAGUCAAACUGUUAUAAUACCCCAAAUGGAAGCUAAGGCUCAUUAAAUCCGUCUCUCAAAAUUCUACUGUGAAUACUGUAAAGGACAGGUCUCCUAUAUGGCACUGUAGCUUCACGAAAUAGUGCCAAAGACAUUCAUAUGGGGUGUCAUUUUACUCAGAAGACUUAGCUGAGCAUAAUUUGGGGGUUUGAACUUAGUGGCACAUAUGAAAUAUACAAAACGCCCAGCAAAAAUGCAAUCCGUAUGUAAAAAAUGCACAAAAUUUUUUUUUACCACAUACUUUGGCAUAUAUUGGUGAAAAAAUGGGGGCAUGUUAAGGCACAAUAUGCACCUUAUAAGAUACCCUGGAGUGUCUACUUUUACAAAUGGUAGGCCUUUGUGGGGUUUUUUUGAACAGUCAAACUGUUAUAAUACCCCAAAUGGAAGCUAAGGCUCAUUAAAUUCAUCUCUCAAAAUUCUACUGUGAAUACUGAAAAGGACAGGUAUCCUGUAUGGCACUGUAACUUCACGAAAUAGUGCAAAAGACAUACAAUGGGGGUGUCAUUUUACUCAGCAGAUAUAACUGAACACAAAAUAAAACUUUGUACAGGAAUAGCACACACCAACUUUACAAAAUAUACACGAGAAUUUCUCUGUUAUAAGUUUGUGUGCCAAAAACCAAAAAGAACACAAUUUUACUCCAAUAUUUAGCAGAGGUUGGCGGUGAAAUGGCUACGUAGAAAGUGUCAAAACAACCUUAGGUAAAUAGCCCGUGAUGUCUACUUUAUAUAAAUAUAUACUUUUGUGUGGCAAUUUUGUUUUCUUUUAUGGCUAUUAAGCUUACAAGACAAACAUACCAAAUUCUAAAAUCGCUCCACAUUAAAAUUUUAUUUUACUCCUUGUGCUUUGUGACCUGUAACUACCAAAAAAAACUUAAAAUCCCAGACACAUUAUAUAUUCUGUAAAUCAGAACAAAUAAAUAAAUUUAUUUUUAAUUACUUUCCUUAACCUGCACUAAUUAUGCACACAUUAUUAUUGCAAAAACUGUAAAAAAAAACAAUAUUUUUCAUUUUUUUUGCAUUUUUCUGUAUUUUUUUUAUAAUAAGUAAGCAUUUAUAUAUAUAUAUGUUAUAUCAAAUUAAAGCCCUUUCUGUCCUUUUAAAAACAGUAUAUAAUAUGUGUCGGUGCAAUAAAUGAGAGAGAUGCAAAUUGCAGUUGAACGCAAACAGCAAGAAAAUGCAAAAAUUGCUUGUGUCAUUAAGCGUAAGUCAAGCUUCUGAAGCUGUGUCCUUAAGGGGUUAAUAGGUUAACAUGUCAUCAUGUCAGCCUCUCUGUCAUUUUAAGAUGGAGCAGCGUCUGUCUCCAAGUCUCUCCUCUGUAUCUUAACAUUUAAAAGUACACCUAUUUAUACCUUAGGUGUCUCCAUUUUAGGUUACUGUAGUUCAAAUAUGAAAAAGUAACACUUCUUUUACUUUAUUCAAUUUAGGACCCGCCUUAAUUUGGCAAACAUACAAGGCCAUAACUAAAGGGUGUAUACAUCAUGGAAAUUUUCCUGACUUAGUUCAAGAUGGCAUCUUAAGGUCUGAAUAGGUUAUCUGUUGUUUAUACUAAGUCGUAAGUGUACAGUCGCGGGAGAUUCCUGGAUCUGGGGAAGUUCCAUUAACUUGGGGUUACCACAGUAUAUUGUGUACUGCAAGAGUCGUAGCAUAGCCUUGAAGCUUGUUUAUGCAUUAUUGUUAUUGUAAUUCGUCUGGGACAAAAUGGCGCAAACAUAUUAUGCACUGAGGUUAUUGCUUAAAGAAACAGUUAUGAAAAACAAUAUGUUCCAUUUCUAACACCUUGUCAGUUUGCAAUAUCUCUUAAAGACAAAGUACACAGUUUAAGAAAUACAACAUUUCAUUCUAAAACUUGUAAUAUUUGCAUUUGACUGUAACAAUGCCAGGAGUACCUGGCUACAGAAACUAGAAGCCAAUCUAGUUGCUGUUCAUUGGCUGAGGACAUCAGUAAAUAAUUGGCGCUUAGUCGGUGAGUGGCUUUGAACUUUUCAAAGAAGUAGCCAAAUAGAAAGCUUGUAACUCUUAUUCCAGGCUAGAUAAUUGACCACUAAUGGCACUGCUGGUUUCAGAGUUACACCUCCUGUAGCAAAGAGGUUACACUCGGUUUGUACAGGUUUCAAAGUAAAACUCUGCACAUACAUAAUCCAGGCACCAUGAUAACUUAAAAUCACUGAAUUGGUUAUGGUGCUUGGAGUAACCGUUUAAGUUUUUACAAGCUAUAGGACAAAUAUGGCAAGCAGUGAAUUGCGGUUUUAAUACUAAACUGUAGCCAAAUUAGGCAAGCUGUGGAAUUGACUUAAUAUCUUGGCAUUUUUUAUGAUCCUGCCAACGAACCACUGCCUUGUGGGACCUCCAUACAUCUAUUAAUUACUAUAUUGCCUUACUAGUGGUCAUUUGUCACCAUGACAUGUCUCGUACAUUAUUAGCCGCCAGAACAUACGUUAUGGAUAACAGUUGAGGCAUGUUAUGUCACUAAUGGAUUAAAGCAGCUCUCUUUUAUAUUUAUCACUUUAGUUUAUUUCAUAUAGUUAAAAUCUUCAUAAAAUACCUAUAAUGACUGCUCUGCUAUUUUGUAGAGAUUCCAAAGCAAAUAUAUCAGAAGACAAAGGAUUGCUUUGUGUUCUGGUCAGUACCAUAUCUGACAAAAAAGUUGAGCUUUCUGUAUCAAAUUUUCAGUGUCCACAGCUGCAACUUGGUUGGCAACAGGCAUGUUCUUGCUCAUCAAGAAAGUUGGUCUACGGCUGUGGUGCCCAAAAGGUAGAGCCCCAGGUGUUUUAAAACUACAACUUCCAUGAUGCUUUGUCAUUCUAAAUGCAUGUAAAGCAUUAUCAGAGUUUUAGUUCUACAACAUCUGAGGAUCUACCUUCUCGGUAACCCUGGUCUACGGAGUGUCUUGUGAGAUGCUUCAUAGACCUUCGUGUUGUACUCUCACACCUAUGUGGGAGUACAGCAGUGAGGCUGCUAUUGGCAAUCUAAUACCCAGAAGCUUAAAAAAGAGAAACGGCUUUAGGUAACUACUUUCAGCUGCCGCCAGACAGCCACACUCCAAAUGAUUCUCUCUAAAUAUGCAAAAAAAAAAAACAGAAGUGAGAGCCUGCUUUAAGCCCCCCAUACUUUGUCUAUUUGUUUACUUUUCUAUUCAUUUAUUCCCUCAAGAUGUUAUUUUGCUUUUCUGAUUUAAAUACUAACUUUAAUGAGAACCUGUCGUGCUACUUUAAUGUGUUUUGCUGAAAAACAAAUGUAGUCUUAUGGAAAGCAGACCUUAUUGGCAGCAUGCGAUAAACAAAUGUCAUGUAGCAUCCUUCUCUCUCACAUUACAUCUAGUAAAGAGCAGUUUCUUACAGCAUCCGUUUGAUGGGUCUAUUCCAUGUAGCACUGACCUUGCACUUGUCAUUUACAGCAACCACUUCAAUCACGUAUAGAAACAAAUGCUAAAGUUUAAAGUGGAAUGGUUAGACUCCUGGAAGUCACAAUAUCCUUUUACAUCUUCUAAAUAAACCUGAUUUAAAGGACCACUAUAGUGCCAGGAAAACAUACUCUCUUUCCUGGCACUAUAGUGCCCUGAGGGUGCCCCCACUCCUGCCAGGCUCUAGGAGGUGGAAGGGGUUAAAUUUACCUCUUUCUCCAGCGCCAAGCAGGGAACUCUCCUCCUCCAGAUCGCCGUCAUCAGCUGAAUGCGCAUGCGCGGCAGGAGCCGCCCGCGCAUUGUCAGUCCAUAGGAAAGCAUUCUCAAUGGACACUGGCAUCUUCUCACUGUGAAAAUCACAGUGAGAAGCGUGGAAGCGCCUCUAGCGGCUGUCAAUGAGACAGCCACUAGAGGCUGGAUUAACCCUAUUAUAAACAUAGCAGUUUCUCUGACACUGCUAUGUUUAUAGAAGAAAGGGUUAAUCCUAGCUGGACGUGGCACCCAGACCACUUCAUUAAGCUGAAGUGGUCUGAUCAAUUUUUUGAUCAUGCAUAUCCCUGUAAUAUAGUCUAUCAUAAGAUUUUUAGACAGUGGGUUGGAGUAACAAAGCAAAAUAAAACCAAAGGUGAACUGGACUGCCUCUAGACAUAGCUUUCUCACAUCAUAUAUAUGUUGGCUGGAACUCAGCCAUUGGACACUGUUACCUUAAGCUGAAGUGGUCUGGGUGCCUAUAGUGGUUCUUUAAGAGUUUUUUUAGUGACUAAUUCAGUGUAUGUAGAAUUAAAAAAAAACUAUCCAUCUUUCUAUGCCAUGCAUGUAUGACACUGCGGGGUUCAUACUAAUUUACAUGGCAUUCUCAGGUUGGGCCAAGACAACCAGGCAAUAAUUUUAAAUAAUACUUUUGUUUUUAGUUUUUAGUACCCAACAUUUAUUUUGCUAUUAAUUGUGUGAAUAUCCCAUGAAAUAUUGUACCUACAUCAUGCAAUGUAAUUUAAGGAACACUCCAAGCACCAUAACCACUAUAACGUGGUUUAUAACGUGGUUGAGGUGCUCUUACAUUGGCCUUUCGCUCUAUUUUAAGUAGCCAAAUCUUUGUGGACUGUUUGACAACUUUCCUGAAGUCUUCUAACCUCUAUGGGUCCUUUCCCAUCUCCCCUGGAGACAGAAGCUCCUGCAAGGAGCUUUCUUUAAUUCUGCUGUGCUACGUAGGACUGACUCCUUGGCUGAGAGUGUCGGCUGAGCAAUCUCAGCCAAUGAGCACCUGUCUGCACUGCCAGGCUUAGCUCAGUGCAAAAAAAAAUAAAUUAAACUUCAGAGAAGGUGGCAGGUUCCCAGCAGACCCCAUGUAAGUUGUCAAACACUGAGCUUACUGUAGGAGGUAAACAGUGCCCUCUUGUCACCGUCAAUUCAACAGCAGACUGUAGUGGUUAUGGUUCUGUUCUGUGAUAAAAAACAGGGGACAGCUUGCUUUCAGUCUGAUCUUCCGGUUCCUCUUACUUGCCACAGUAUGUUUCAUAGUGUUAAAUUACCAAUAUGCCAAAAACAAUUGUCAGGACAGCACAGUGGAAUGUGAAUGUUGCUCAUUUUAGAAUUGUGAUGAUAAUAAACAGUAGCCCAGUAUUUAAUUCCCACCCCAGUAAAACUGUGUGCCUCGCUAAUAAUGGAGGAACUCUGCUGUGUGUACAUAUUUCUAUUGUAUCCACAUAAAUGCAGAUUUAUAAAUAAUGACUCUGCCAUUUUGUCUGGGUGGAGUGGGUGGCCAUUGCCUGCUGCUCCUAAUGGGGGCCUUGUUGAUUUCAACAUAAUAAAGAGUUCCCUGGCAACUAGUAAGCAUAUUCAGUCAUUUUGUUGCUUCUUUAAAUGGUUGCAUACAGAAACAACCAAAACCAUGUGGAAUAAACCUAGAUAAUUUUUUUUUAAAGGCUUUUGCUCCACUUUCUUUCAGCCACUAGUAACAUUUCUCUAUCUGUAAAAUAACCCAUUCAGUGGCAAAAGGGCUAUAUAGUACAUAAUGUUCUUGCAUGCAUAACAUUACUCACGGGGUGUGUGGGGUUACCAGUUACCUAAUAUGGAAUGCUGUGCCUCUUCUUGCAGAUGAUUUUCGACCCCACCAUGACACGGAAAAAAAAGAAGAAGAAGAAGCCUUUCAUGUUGGAUGAAGAAGGGGGUGAACCGCAGGUGGAGGAGACUCAGGUCCCAGAGACUAAAGAGGUUGAGCCGGAGCCUCAGGAGGAGAAAGAUGUUGAUAUAGACGAGGAGACCUUUAGAAGAAAAGGUGAGCUGAGUUUUUUUUUUUUGGCCAGAAUACUGACAUAUUUUCCACAUACACAUAAGUAGCAUGCAACACAGUACCCCAAAUGAUUUUUUAUGGGAAGUUUAAAGGGAAUGAAAGUUCAAAGUUACUCUAAUUUUUUAAAUCACAACUUAAUGGAUGUACCUUCCAAUAUCCUGACACUUUACGGUCUAGACUGCUGCUUCAAGCAGACCAUCCCUCACCAGAAAAAGGAUCCACCAAUCAGGAGCCUUUAAUUCUAUUCUGUGGGUUCUGAUGACUAGCAUGGGUUUAUGAUAUCAGUAAUUUUAUUCCCCAGCUACAGUUCUACUCAUCAUGUGUGCACCUUUGCAUACUCUAUAAAUUAUUUUCUAAUGCUUAUUUAUUAACAUAACAUGCUUACAUUUUUUUUAGUGAUCUUAGCAAUGCAUUGCAUGUGUGUCACUCUGAUUUAUGCAGAACAAUUCCAGGAUCAAAGGAAUACCACAGCAUUAGGAAAUCAAAUCUGAUUUGUAACACUACAGUGUUCUCCUCUUUUAUUUUGAUUCAUUCUUCCAAUCCCCUAAACCUAGAAAAAUUGCAGGGAAGAGUUUUACUUACCUUUUUUCCUCUUUCUGAGAUUGAAGCACUUUCUGAGAUUGAAGCUCGAACUGCUUCCUGUGACGUCACACAGACUCUUCUAAAUGUUCAGUGCAAAGCUCCUCAGCAUUGUGGCCUAAAAGUGCAUGCAUGGCAUGGAGUGCGUUUGACUUGGUUCUCACAGCAGAAGUGCCUCUGGUGGUUGUCAGGUAGAGAGCCACUAGAAACGUAUUUAACCCUACAGUGUAAGCAUUGCUGUAUCUACUAAAAGGAAAUUUUACAUUGAAGCGUUUGUCUGUGUUUGAGUGUUGGUUAUUGCAGAUGCACAGCGUAACAGACUUUAACUGGACAUCAAACUUUUUUUUUAAUUUUAAUUUUUUAUUAUUAGCUGUGAAGUGCCAACUUGUCAUUUGUGCAUGACGGCUGCACUUUAUUAUCCAAAAAGACAGAUGGUUCCUCAUUGAUGGGUAUGUCAGGUUUGCUUAGUUUAGCAGACUGGGAACAAGUGGCCCUUCCGAGCCUUCACAUCAGAUUACAUUUAUUCCUUGAAAUCCUCCACUACGCCUCACUAGCCAGGGGCAAAGCUGCUAAUGCAAUCAGCAUUGGGAAAUAACUAUUAUAUAUUUUAUUAAAGAUGCACCAGAUGAUCUGGAUGACUUGAAUUUCUUCAACCAGAAGAAGAAGAAAAAGAAGACGAAAAAGUUUGACUUGGAUGAGGCAGAGGAAGCUGUUAAGGUAAGAAGAGAUUUUUGGUAUUGUAAAUUCUCUGCACCGAUAUAGAAAGAUCCAUCAUGGUGCUCCGAAUCUGCUUUAUUUAUUUUCAGAAACAGUCAGUAUGCGUAUCUUAAAGAUAUAAAGAUAGAGUACUUCCCAACUUUUUGUAUUUGAGUAUAAAGUGAAAAAAAUCUGAUUCUUUGACAUAUUAAUAAGUUAUGUCUGUUUCAGCAUCUUGGAAAUAAGCUUUGUAUAGUAACACUAAAGCGUUUUUAUAACACCUAAGUGUUCCUCUGCACUCCUACUUUUCCCUGUCCGCAAAUAACCCUUUUUACACUCUCUUUAUUCCAGCCUUUUCUUUGCCUCGUCUGACGUCCGCGCAGAGGGGGAGCCCAAGUGCUCGUAUUAGGCCUUCCCCAUAGGAUAACAUUGAUUCAAUGCUUUCCUAUGGGGGAUUUGAAGAUGCGUGAGGACGUCAGCGUUGUUUUGUAGAGUCAAACUCUGUGAAACAGCAGGGUGUGCCUCUACUAGCUCUGUGGUAGACGACCACCAGAGGCAGUCUUGGCCCUGCAAUAUAAACAUUGCAGGGUAAAGGGGAGAUUCCGUGGUUUGGGUGCCUAUAGUGUCCCUUUAAACUGACAGGAAAAAAAAGUUGUUGAGACUUAAAAUACGCAGACAGGCAGUAGCUCUUUCAACAUAAGAGUUCCUUGGCAACUAGUAAGACUCUUAAAUAUAUAUUUUAACAUGAAAUCAACAGCGCUCAUUCGACUGUAACACACAUUCUGAUCGUGAAAAUACUAACCUAGAUAUUUAAAUGUGCAUUUUCUAAUAUUUCAUGGAUAUAUUCCAGUUUAUGCAUGUAACUCUUCAUUCUCUCCUUAUAGAACCUCAAAAUCGAAACAGAAGUCCAAGAGGCCUCAGAAUCUCAGGAGGAUGACCUGGAUUUCAUGCUGGGCAAGAAAAAGAAAAAGAAGAAUGUGAAGUUCCCUGAGGAGGAUGAUAUCAUUGACAAAGAUGAAGGUAUAAUUCGGAGUGGUUUGUGCAAGAAAAAUAGUGGUUGUGAGAAGCUAUAUCACACACCUAAGAAACCUACCCAUUUGGCAUGUCGUAGAAUAAAUUUUCCAUGUGAUCCACAGCAUGAGGAAGGCCUGAGGUUCUCUAUCUCUGUUAAUUCAUUCUAAAUGUCAUGUUUUGUAGCCUUUGAAGAAGAAGAAAACAAGAAAGAUUAUGACAUCACCUUCGUCUCUCAACUUGGACCUGCAUGGGCUGGCACUGAAAGGGACUAUACAUACGAUGAGGUGAGAACUUGCUACUCUUGUACUUCUUGAAUAUCAUUGAAGUGCUAAGUCAUAAAAAAAAGUAUAAUGCCUAAAAUAUUUCCUCAAAGGGGCUUUAAAAUUCAUAAUUGCUGAUCAGAAGAUUUAAGGACCAGUGUUCAUUGGUUGCGUGUCAGCUGACCUGCUCAACCUAUGAAUGCCAUCAAAAUCUGGUCAAAACCAUCAUUGCUUAUUUGGAAGUGGAACUUCAUAAGCAAUAUGUUAAGUAGCUGCACUACGGAUGCCCUCACAAAAAUGGCAUGGGCAUGCUGGCAUAAUGGGCACUACAAUGGACUUUAGUGAUUAUGGUGCUCUGAAUUCACCAUGAAAAUGUUUGUUCUCCGACAUAAAAGAUUAGAUCUUUCCUUCCAGUUAAAUGUAUUUAUUUUGAAUCCCUAGAUUUUUCUCUCUCCUUAUUCCACCAACAACCAUAAUAAAUCAAAUGUGGUGAGGCACAAUAAAAUAAUGAUUAUUACAAUCUAACUUUUAUGCAAUAUAGUUAAAAAUAUCCUAAAUAUGGCUAUACAAUCCAAAUAUUGUGUACUGCAAAAUAGCAGGAUUUUUAUAGAGAAAUCGAAUCAAUGUAGAAAAUGCUUAGAAGGAAAAAUAGUAGAUAUAUAAAUGAGUACAAAGGACUAUCGUAACAAAAUGUCUUGUCCUGAAAAAAGAGGAUAUGUACUGGGAAUUCGUUGGAACUGGCUAGUUUCUCCUAAGGGGUGGGGUAUAACAAAUAGCUAGAAUCGAUAUACAAAGUUUAUAAAGUCAAUUAGAGUAAGUUCGUAUUCCAGCUAAAAAGGUAUCCAAAAAAAGUAUCCGUAAGUUAGACCGUAUGUGAUGAUGUACCAGAUCCACCACUGGAUGUUACUGGAUACCCAUUUGCAACACAGUAUAGCAAAACCCAAGGGACAUGAUCUAUACACCAAAACUGCUUUAAGCUAAAGCUGUUUCUGUACAUAUAGUAUCUAAUGAAAUGAAAAUUAUUUGUAAAGGCUCUUUUCUGCUUUACACGGUUUGUUGCAUCCUCCUUGUUAAGUAAGGAAAUGCUUUGCGUCCUAUCGAAUGGUUUCAAAUUCCACUGAAACUUCUUUUGGAGUUUCACAACAUUUUCUGCAUCCCAUAGCUUUCUUUAAUGAAUUUUAUCACCCCUUCUUUUAUGUUUUUUUUUUUUUUUAAAUCUUUUUCUUAGCUGCUAAACAGAGUUUUUAACAUUAUGCGGGAGAAGAAUCCAGACAUGGUGGCCGGAGAGAAGAGGAAAUUUGUCAUGAAACCACCACAGGUUGUUAGGGUUGGGACAAAGAAGACCUCAUUUGUGAACUUCACAGACAUUUGCAAAUUGUGAGUAGCUGAUUGUCUUCUAUAUAUCCUUGUCGUGCUGUAUAUUGGUAACUCCGAUUUCCCUUUAUAGAACUUGAAACUCCCUCAAGUUUAAAGUAACACCAUAGUCAGCAGAACAACUAUAGCUUAUUGUAUUUGUUCUGGUGAGUAUUAUUAUUCCCUUCAGGCUUUUUGCUGUAAACAAUGUAUUUUCAGAGAAAAUGUAGUGUUUACAUUACUGCCUAGAGGUAACUGCACUGGCCACUCCUUAGAUGGCUGCUAGAGGUGCUUUCUAGGGCAGUGCUGCAUACUGUGCAGCACUGCCGUCCAGAAUCUCCACCCUCUGUAUGCGGACACUGAACUUUCCUCAUAGAGAUGCCUUAAUAUAAUGAGUCUCUAUUAGGAGAUGCUGAUUGGCCGGGCUAUGUUUGGCUUGUGCCUCCUUGACAGUCUUAGCCAAUCCUAUGGGGACGAUUUGUGAUUGUUGACAUCAUUAGAAGUGGUGGUCUGAGGCAGACAGAGCAGGGGCAGAGCCAGCAGCUGCAGGCAAGUAUUAUGUUACUAUAGGGGGGGGCUAGAUGGUAGUUUUAAAACUAUAGGGUCAAGAAUACAUGUUUUUCUGACCAUGUAGUGUUCUUUUAACACAUAAGUAUUUAGCAACUAUUGAUACAAAUUAUAAAGUGCAAAUUAUAGUGAUUUCCUAUAUUGCCAGCUACCUACAGAAUUAAAUUCCUUCUUGACUCAAAAGCAGAUGUUAAUAUUUAUGUAGGUUAUUAUAUAUCCUUGGUUAAUUUUUCAGCUUUCUUGGGAGGCUGCUGGCAGGCAGGGGCCGUUCUUUUUGCUGGUUGAUCAUCCUAAAAUGACCAGUCCUAUAAAAGGGUAUGGAAAGUGGAGGGGUCUGUUUUGCUACAUAGGGGCUGUCAAAGGAAAUACUGCCCUUAACCAUUUCACUACCAGAGUACAGUAUAAAUGUUUGUUUAGACUUUGAUGUAUUUUGCAGAAUGAAAUGUAGUCCAUAAAGCCUCAUUUACCCUCAAAGGUGCUCUAGGAAUGAUUACCAGCCUGUGAGGCAGUUGUACACCAGUCCCCAUGACCCAUUGACAGUCUAGAGUUUGUUGAGAUAGUGAUGAACCUGGACUGUUAAGUUAUGAUGACUGGUUUGGGAACCAGUGUUGUAGUUGUAGUGGUUUUUAUUUUUUCUCUGCCUAAAGCCACUGGUCACCGAUUUAAUUCCUCGGGUUUGCUGUAAAUGCCAGCUUCCAAAUAAUAAAGGAAGUUUCAAUGGGUCUCAUGAUUCCUCAAGAAGGGGGGAGGAGUAAUUUGACUUUACAUUUUGCUUUUCGGAUUAUAUUGCCUUUCCACAGUUUGAUAAAGAUUGCUAGUUUUAAUAACCUUUUUUUUAUUUUAUUUUUUUUAAAGCAAUACUUUAACUGUAUUUAUUAUAUGUUGGCAUUAUGCUCAAAUGCAGACGUUCAUUUUGCAUUUUUGUUGCCACUUUCACUAAGCUGCAAUGAUUUCAGGGUUCUUACAAAUAUAUCUAUAGCACCUUUUCACUGGGAUUUCUAAGCCAAGUCUCUCUUGUCUAAAAAUAUAUUUCUAAAUCCUUUUGGUCAGUUGAUAUACUUAUUGUGUGUCAUCUGACAUUUUUCUGCCCAGCCACCCAUAUUGUCAAUACUCCCUUGGAGCAAUGAGACAGCCUACUUUGACAUUCCUUGCCUAUUUCUUUUUUUCUCAUCUGCACUUGGAAGUGUGUGUUUUUUUUUUUUGUUUGUUUUUUUUUGCAUAAAUGAUACAGCAGAUGUCUCUGACUCUUUAUAUGGCAUAUGUUUUUGUUUGUUUUGUUCUUAAAAUUUAUUUAUUUAAUCCCUCCCACCCCUAGAUUACAUCGUCAGCCAAAACAUCUUCUGGCUUUCCUAUUAGCGGAGUUGGGUACAAGGUAAGUGUAUCUUGAGCAUUCGUUCUUGUAACUGAUUACUUACACAAAUGUAUUAUUCACUAAGCAGUUUAAAGUAUGUUAUUUUGUUUGCAAUCAACGUGUUCUAUUUUCAUGUAGUACGGCCUAGUAGUUUUUAAAGAAAAAUGUAUUUAUUUUGUCACUUCUGUUUGUCUUCGUGGCUUUACAUUUGACUUAAAUUUUAUAUCGAUAAUAAGGAAUGAAAAAUCCCUACACUUGGGAAGAUGCUGCUCAAGUGUACGCAGAACCUCCAAAAGACUGACAGUCUACUAUUCCUAAUAUGCGGGUACCCAUAGCUGUACAGGCCAGAAAGAUGAAAAUAAUGAAUUGUGAAAUAACGUUUAUACUGCAUAGCUACUUGUGAUUUCCCUAGCAAAGUAUGGAUAUUGUGUUAUGCACAAUGAAACCAGAUCGCCUUCAUGUAAAUAUAAAUCAACGGAUGCCCCCUAGAAAGCUAUUACAGAAAUGUUGUAAAUUCACUGGGCCUGCUGAUCUCCCUAGACAGAUAACGUUGAAUAAUGCAGAGGCCAUGCCUGCCUUUCUAAUUUCCGAUGCACUAACUGCUUCUCUUGUAUCUGUCCAGUGGCUCUAUAGAUGGCAACAACCAAUUGGUAAUCAAAGGCAGAUUCCAACAGAAGCAAAUAGAGAAUGUAUUGCGACGAUAUAUCAGUAAGUCUCUCCUCGUACCGAGUAAAUCCAUUGUAGGAUAAUGAAGUUGUUGCUUGUAGGACGUGAUUUGAUUGUAUAUAAACUGCUGUUUUCCCUUGUCUUCAUUAAUUUAGCAUAUUUUAAAUGAUCUUGUACGCCAUAAGAGAGAUGUGGGAGAUGGUUUUCUUGAUAGUUGUUUCUUAACCCCUUAAAGGACCACUAUAGUGCCAGGAAAACAAACUCGUUUUCCUGGCACUAUAGUGCCCUGAGGGUGCCCCCACCCUCAGGGACCCCCUCCCGCCCGGCUCUGGAAAGGGGAAAGGAGUUUAAACUUACCUUUUUCCAGCGCUGGGCGGAGAGCUCUCCUCCUUCUCUCCUCCUCCUCUCCGCCCCGCCGGCUGAAUGCGCACGCGCGGCAAGAGCUGCGCGCGCAUUCAGCCCGUCGCAUAGGAAAGCAUUUACAAUGCUUUCCUAUGGACGCUGGCGUGCUCUCACUGUGAAAAUCACAGUGAGAAGCACGCAAGCGCCUCUAGUGGCUGUCAAUGAGACAGCCACUAGAGGAUUAGGGGGAAGGCUUAACCCAUUCAUAAUUAUAGCAGUUUCUCUGAAACUGCUAUAAUUAUGAAAAAAUGGGUUAACCCUAGCUGGACCUGGCACCCAGACCACUUCAUUAAGCUGAAGUGGUCUGGGUGCCUAGAGUGGUCCUUUAAGGACACAUGACGUGACAUGUCAUGAUUCCCUUUUAUUCCAGAAGUUUGGUCCUUAAGGGGUUAAAAAAAUCCCAAUAGAUAUAAACUUGAUUUUUGAAAACAUUAUAGUUUCUCUAAUAAUAGUGCGGCAGAGUAUGUCCUUAAGAACAUGACAAUUGUGUUUAUUGAAAACAUAUGGUAUCUCAUCAAAAACGAGUGUGGGGGUUGCUGUUUUAGGAUAUAAGCAGACUGGGAGUUGUUUCCUUUGCGUUCAUACAAAUAGUGUAACUGAGUGACAAUGUCCUGUGGAAUUUAGAAGUAUACCUUUUUCAUAUACUGUACUUGCUGUUUUAGUUUUAGGUCAAUGUUUAAGUUUCUUAAAGGAACAAUCCAUUGAAAAGUUUUUAACCGUUUAGUAGAUAUAGCACCAGAGAGACCAUGCAUUUUAUUUCUUUGGAAUAUAUUUAAACACAGCUUGCAAAAGCUGCAGAUCUGCUGUUUGCAGCCUUUGCAAGCCUUCCACUUUUUUUCCUUGGAAUACAUCAAUCAGAGGCUUCCCAAUUAAAAACCCUCUCUGCUAGAGCCACAAGUAAGCACCUACUCACUGUGCCACACUUUAUUAUUCUUAUGACUCUAAAAUAUGACAGAUUCCCUUGUUGACCUUAAUGGCAAGUGUCAGGAAAGGAAUUUUGUGGGUUUUGUAUAUCAUGCGGGUCAUGUAUUUUGUUUUUGUAUUCUGUUAAACAUGCUAUAAGCAUAGUUGCAUUGUUUUUAAAUAGACCUUCUUAUUCUGUUUUGCAGAGGAGUACGUGACAUGUCACACCUGUCGAUCGCCAGAUACAAUUUUACAAAAAGACACAAGAUUAUAUUUCCUACAGUGUGAGACUUGCCACUCCCGCUGUUCUGUGGCAAGCAUUAAAACCGGUUUCCAGGCCGUCACCGGCAAGAGAGCUCAGCUCCGCGCCAAAGCCAAUUAACCGGCCUUUUCACCUGUUCAUAUUUUACCAGCUCAUUGUGAGGAAAUACACAGGGCAUCCACUGGCAGCAAUGGGAUUGCAACCCUCUAUAAUGUAAAGAAUGAUUUCCAAACUUGGAAAGGAGUUCUUUGGCUUAACAUUUCCCCAUUUCUCUGUGCAAAGAGCUUGCAGACAUCGGUUAUUAUAGCUGAUAAAGCUCUUUACUCUUACAACCCACAGAAAAUGUUUACCAAGUGUCUGAGGGAAAAGGGGAAGCUACAAUAUGCAUUUUUAACCCGAUUUCUGUUAAAUGCUAAAUACAUUAAAGGUAAUACAACAUUCAUAGACCAGUCAA